Penicillium longicatenatum is the source of this 2466-nucleotide messenger RNA. Its product is annotated as putative C6 transcription factor. The record is from RefSeq and is a predicted model, not a curated record. Gene Ontology annotation, biological process: regulation of DNA-templated transcription; DNA-templated transcription. Lineage: Eukaryota; Fungi; Ascomycota; Eurotiomycetes; Eurotiales; Aspergillaceae. The coding region runs from base 1 to 2466 and encodes 821 amino acids. Gene Ontology annotation, molecular function: DNA binding; zinc ion binding; DNA-binding transcription factor activity, RNA polymerase II-specific. The transcript has 2 exons.
AUGUCAUUCCACUCGACUUCUGAAGGAGGUAACCACUCCUCCAGCGAUAAUUCUCCGAAUGGGGUACCACCUGCAGUCCCCGCCACCGCCCCGCGCCCGUCAAUCGAUUCCGCGAGCUCACGAAGCUGUGUAACCUGCCGCCGUCGCAAGGUUCGCUGUAACAAGCGAUCGCCCUGCUCCAAUUGUGUCAAGACAAAUGUCGAAUGUGUCUUCCCUCCACCAGGUCGCGCCCCACGCAAAUCCAAGCGCCCGCCCGAUGCGGAGCUUCUUUCUCGCCUCCGACGUCUGGAGGGUGUUAUCCAGCAUUUGAGUGAUAAAACUGGCGAGGCAGGCUCAGUUUCGAGUCUAUCACCGAUACAGACAGCUUCUUCUACUCUUCCGUCUGCUGCCCCUACCAACACGACCGCCAAUACGUCACCACCUGCAUCUAUAAAUCCUAAAACCUCCGUCGAUUUCAAAGCUCAGAACGGUGUUUGUCCGUUUGAGGAUAAUGACCCCAAGAAGCUUGCUCCAGGCAAAUUUGAGAAUGAGUUUGGAAGACUGGUCAUUGAAGAGGGUCGGAGCCGAUAUGUGAGCAAUCGACUGUGGGCCAGCCUUGGAGAUGAGGUCGAGGAACUUCAAGAUAUUCUCGAUCAUUCCUCGUCCGAAGAGGAGGAUUUUCCAUCCCCUGAUACCUCCCAUUCGGGUUCUCAGGAUGGCUUUCUCUUUGGUUACCAUUCCCUAGCACACUCCCUGCGAGAGUAUCAUCCACCGCUACCCAAGGUCUCAAAGUUUUGGGAAAUUUACAAUGAGAACGUUGCUCCCUUAAUCACCAUUCUUCAUAAACCGACCGUCAGAGGCCUCUUGAUUGAAGCGGCGCAGCACCCCGAAGCCUUGGAUAAGAACUCGGAGGCCCUGGUAUUUUCCAUAUAUCUAUCCGCCAUUGUUAGUUCAAAGCCUGAGGAUUGUCUGGCAAAACUCGGAGAAGAUCGAAAAUCAGCCGUCAAACGGUAUCGAUUCGCUGUUGAACAAGCCUUGGCGAGGGCUGGCUUCCUCAACACGCAGAGUUUGGUACUUUUGCAGGCAGCAAUUCUGUUUCUGAUAUGUAUACGCCGAGAAGAUGACUCCAAGUUUGUUUGGUCCAUGGAUGCUAUCGUUCUUCGAUUGGCUCAGGGGUUGGGUCUCCACCGAGAUGGUACCAACUUCGCAUUGAAGCCGUUUGAGACCGAAAUGCGUCGUCGCCUGUGGUGGCAUAUCUGCCUUAUGGAUAUUCGGUCCUCUGAAGAUCAUGGGACCGAUCCGCUCAUUCAUGAGAGUAUGUAUGACACUCGGCUACCGUUGAACAUCAACGAUGAUGAUCUCUACCCCGAAAUGACAGAGACACCUACGGAGCGAGAGUGUUGCACUGAUAUGACUUUUCUUCUCAUUCGUUGUGAAAUCACAAGUGCUUUGCGACGAGCAAACUAUACUUGCCCCGGCAGUCGAUUUCGUAUGGGUGACCCCGGUCCAUCUACGGAGCGUUGCGAACGGAUGAUCCAGAUAAUCAACAAUCGGGUUGAGGAAAGGUACAUCAAGCACUGUGACAUGAACAUCCCUCUUCAUUGGGCAGCUGCAACUGUCGCACGACUUAUUUUGGCCAAGUUGUGGCUGAUUGUCCACCAUCCCAUGACCCGGAAAGAUCGCUCUACCAACGUAUCCCAAACAACUCGUGAGAGCUUGUUCCUGACUGCCAUCGAGGUCCUCGAGUUCGGGCGUCUUCUCGAAACUGACCCCAAAACAGCCAAGUGGGGGUGGCUAUUCCGAACCAACAUGCAAUGGCAUGGAGUCGCAUUCGUUCUAUCAGAAGUAUGCGUCCGACCCAUUUGUCCUGUCACAGACCGGGCCUGGAAUGCCAUUCACGCUCUUUACUCUGAUUGGACCAUAUAUGGUUCACAUAAAAAAGGUAUGCUUUGGCGCCCAUUGGAUGCUUUGAUGAAACGCGCCGCCGCUACUCGAGCCAAAAAGCAAGAAGAGCUGCGAGAAAAAUUUGGACCAAAUCCUCAGCCAUCAUUUAACACGACUCCUGAUUUUGCAACUACACACCAUCACACCCUCCCGCAAAUUCACAUGCCUCUGGACUCACCAUCCAUUUCCCCUGGUGCCUCAAGACAGCUCUCGAUGGCUAAUGAUACUGGGAGCAUCGAUCUCAGCAAUGGGCCAUGGGGUGCAUUGCGGAGCAUCUUCCCUGAUACCAAUAUCUUAGCUCCGGCCACUGCCGAUAAUCCACCAAUGGCAGAUCCUGUUACUGCAAACAUCCUGCCUACAGGAUUGUCAUUCAAUUCUCCCAUGGGCAUGAGCAACGAAUUCAUGACCCAAGACAAUAUCACCGAACCAGCUCCCUUGAAUUGGGAAGAAUGGGACAGUGUCAUGCGAGAAUUCCAGAUGGAUGUCGAAAAUGACACCACGACCGCAGGAAACGUUUCCAGUGUCACCGGAUGGUUUGCAUAG